UGCCCUAGUUGGUGAUGCCCCGCCUCUGGCUUAAACCUGGCACCCUGCUAAAACAAACGAAAGCCAGCAGCACCAAGCUCAGCCCAGCUCAACUCAGCUCCCACUCAAUGCAAUUAAGGCGGACUUCAGGCGACUCUCCUACCUACGUGUUCAUCUAGCAAGGAUCGACGUUGAGACAACAGGAACCAGAGAGAAAGAGGGGCUUUGGUCCAACAAAAAAAACAGGAGAGAUUGCCUAGCCUUCUAAUUUCUCCCCUCUCCAACAGCCCAAGAACAAUGUCGAUGAGCCCUAGGCAUACGACUCCUUUUUCUGUUUCCGAUAUCUUGAGUCCUCUUGAGGAGAGCUACAAGAAAGUAAGUAUGGAGAAUAACAACUUGGGGUCACCUCUCGCGUCGUACCGGCAGCCGCAGGUGUCUCAGGCGAUGAUGCAGCAGCACCACAUGGGCCAUAACGGGACGGUGUCCGCGGCAUACCAUAUGACUGCGACGGGGGUGUCCCAGCUGUCACACACCGCAAUGGGGGGCUACUGUAACGGCAACCUGGGGAACAUGAGCGACCUGACGCCCUACCAGGACGGCAUGAGAGGCAGCGCCACGGCCGCUGGCUGGUACGGAGCCAACACAGACCCGCGAUUCUCCACGAUCUCGCGCUUCAUGGGCUCUUCUUCGGGAAUGAACAUGGGCAGUAUGGGCAGCCUUGGCUCGCUAGUAGACGUGGGGAAAGGCAUGGGCCCGCUCUCGAGCACCCCGAGAAGGAAGAGGCGCGUGCUGUUCUCUCAGGCUCAGGUCUACGAGCUCGAGCGGCGAUUCAAACAACAGAAGUACCUAUCGGCGCCUGAGAGAGAACACCUGGCGAGCAUGAUCCACCUCACCCCGACCCAGGUGAAAAUCUGGUUUCAGAACCACCGAUAUAAAAUGAAGAGGCAAGCGAAGGACAAAGUGUCGCAGCAGCAGAUGCAACAGGACAGUAGUUCCUGUCAGCAGCAUUCCCCUCGGCGGGUGGCUGUGCCUGUGUUAGUGAAAGACGGCAAGCCAUGCCAAGGCAGUGCACACACUCCCACCUCUACGGUCCAGGCCCACCACCAACAAGGUGCCAAUGGUAUGAUCAUGUCCAGUAACGGUUCAGGCCUAGGUCAGCACCAGAGCCAACAGGUGGGUAGUGCAGAUCACUCACCAGACCUAGCACAACACUCCGCCAGCCCACCGUCUCUCCAGACCCAGGUAGCCGGCCUCUCUCACCUGAACUCCUCCAGCGCGGAGUACGGGACGGCCCUGCAGUGCUCUGCUCUGUUAUAUGGCAGGACAUGGUGAUCUGUUAUAUGGCAGGACAUGGUGAUCUGUUAUGCCGCAGGACAUGGUGAUCUGUUAUGCCGCAGGACAUGGUGAUCUGUUAUGCCGCAGGACAUGGUGAUCUGUUAUGCCGCAGGACAUGGUGAUCUGUUAUACGGCAGGACAUGAUGAUCUGUUAUACGGCAGGACAUGGUGAUCUGUUAUAUGGCAGGACAUGGUGACAGCCAGACAAACUAUGAUCACAAACACACAUACAACACUGCUCUCAAAGCUUUUUCAGCAAAGUCACUCUACAGACACGCAAACAAACAAAUUGUACGUUGUGUACAUUUUGAACAACACCAUUUGGUGAAUUUUAGUUCAUGCUCUUCUAAAAUGUAAUUGGAUAUGAGGACAGUAAGUGGAGACGAAAGAAACUCGACAGAUGAAGUUAUGAGGAUAUGCGAGUUCAAUCUUCGCGUUGAAGGUGGAUUUCUGUAAAUUAUACUGAAGCUAUACAGGGCUAGUCCUACAUCAAGAGGUCAUAGGCCCUACUCCUGUGUGUUGGUCAUUGGGCUAACGUUCUCAAUAGAAAAACUGUGGGUGCUUUUAAAUUUUUUUCACAGAAGGCUCUGGUUUAUAAUAGAAUUUAAUGUAAAACGUAGCUUGUAUAUUUCUGUAAAAGGUUUGAAUUGAAUAUAUAGUUUUUAGCAAUCUGUUGUACAAAGUUUUUAGCGCUAUUAAUGGUUUGUGGUUGGUUCUUUGAGUUCCAUCGGUAUUUGUACGUUUUAUUUACUUGUAACUUAUAUAGAUAGAUAUUACUUAAAUACAGCCAAACAAUCCUAUUAAUAAAUUAUGGUAAUAAAAUUCAUUCAGAUCCAUUUAUUGAAAUUGUUUUGUAUACUGUUUCAGAGAAUACAUAGGCCUACGAGAAACCUUGUCAAAUUAUUUUCAGAAAACGAAUAGGCCUUUACCUGUAGAAAAAAUACUAUUAUAAUAAUAAUUAAAUAAUACUAUUAUUAUUAUUGUAGUAGUAAUAAUAAAUAUGAUUAUUCUAAUUAUAAUAAAUCAUGAUCUUGUCUAUAGUCCACUUUAGCUUGUCAAUUCAGUAAGUCUCAAUUUAGACCGAAAUCAUUUUUUGCUGUCUUAUUAUGUUAACUGCACACAAUAAUGGAUUUUAAGCAAUGCACGACUAAUGAAAACCUGUUUUUGACCAGGUGUGAUCGAAAUCGUUGUUACUAAGUGUUGCAGUGUAGGUAGGCUAAAUUGCUAUUAGCCUAAUGCUAACUUUUGCUUGAAAGAGCUUAACCCCAAUUCCAGGCUCUUUGGUCACGUUUAUUAUAGCUACAAUCAACGGUUGUCAGUAGAUGUGGUUCGUGGUACUCUGUGGCCGUUCCUACAAAACGCGGCGCCUCACAAAUCGUGUAUUGUGUACACACUAUCUCACUUGGAUCACGCUGGGUAAACUCAGGCCAGGUCUUUGUGUGCACUCGGCGUCCCUUAGGUUGCUAGCGUUCUUACGUUCUCUGCCUGUUUCUGGUUUGGGUGAGUCAUUUAGGUGAGGGUCUAGAAGCGUUCUUUUUAACACUGGAGAUCAAACACGCGCUGACUAAAAGAACGUCUUAUCGACCAAAUCCCUUGCCAAACAACAGUAACUUCUCAAAUAACUUCACAAGACAAAUCGUCGUCUCUUAUCAGAGGUAAGCAUUGUAAGGUCUACACCUGUUGUAUUCGGCGCAUGUGACAAAUAACAUUUGAUUUGAGCAUACGUUUAUCAAUCGAUAAACCAACUGGGGUUGAAAUGAAAAUAGCGUGCAGUCUUUCAUUUUAGAAGUUUAAUGUAAUUUGCUUAUAUCAAGUGGGAUGACACGGCCCUGGCUCGUCAAGUUAUCAUUUGCAUGCGGUGGAGAAGAGAUUUUGUGUUUUUUAAUUGAUUCGAGAAUGUUUUAACAUAUAAAUGGUAAAUUUCAAAUGAAUUGUGUGGGACGGGCCCAUAGGCCCAUUGUGUGGGACGAACUCUGUUCUUGUAAUUUAGUUGUAAUGUAAAGGACUUGCAACUAUUUUGAUAGUAUGAUAUUAUACACUGAGUAUACAAAACAUCAAGAACACCUGCUCUUUCCAUGACAUAGACUGACCAGGUGAAAGCUAUUGAUUUUCGUAUUGAUGUUAACGAUAUUUAAGCCUUGACACAAUUGAGACAUGUAAUUAUGUACGUGUGCCAUUCAGAGGAUAUAUGGGCAAGACAAACGAUUUAAGUGCCUUUGAACGGGGUAUGGUGCCAGGCUCACCGGUUUGUGUCAAGAACUGCAACGAUGCUCGGUUUUUCACGCUCAAAAGUUUCCCGUAUGUAUCAAGAAUGGUCCACCGCCCAAAGGGCAUCCAGCCAACUUGACACAACCGUGGGACGUAUUGAAGUCAACAGACCAGCAUGCAUGUAGAACGCUUUCCACACCUUGUUCAUGCCCCGACGAAUUGAAUUGUUCUGAGGGCAAAAGGGGGGUGCAACUUAAUAUCAGGAAGGUGUUCCUAAUGUUUGGUAUACUCAGUGUAUAUUGUUAUAUUUUAAUAAUUAUAUUAUAAUAUUUAUUAUUAUGUUACUGUGAUAUUAUGGGAAUUGCCAAUAUUUUGUAGUCUUUAUGAUUAGGCAAUAUAUGAAUAGCCAUACGUGCUCCUUCCUAAGUCUGCAAAACAUAAGCUAUUGAACAACAACCAAAAGGGCUCUCAAAAUACUUUAGUCUUUACUGCACCAGGCCCCUAAACUGUAAUUAUUUCAGUAGGAAUAUGACGCAAACGGCUACUCAUUCGUGGUCUUUAUUUUAUGCAUUAGGCCCACUUUAGACAUUAUAUUUACGUUAUGAUAUUUCACAUAUUUGUGACAGAAAUUUAGUCCAAGGCUCCAUGUUCAUAUACUGUGCAUUUGACCUAAAAGGAAUAUUAAACCUAAUAUUUUCA
Oncorhynchus masou masou (cherry salmon) is the source of this 4221-nucleotide messenger RNA. Its product is annotated as homeobox protein Nkx-2.1-like. The coding region runs from base 277 to 1311 and encodes 344 amino acids. Gene Ontology annotation, cellular component: nucleus. NCBI's taxonomy places the organism in Eukaryota, Metazoa, Chordata, Actinopteri, Salmoniformes, Salmonidae. Gene Ontology annotation, molecular function: RNA polymerase II cis-regulatory region sequence-specific DNA binding; DNA-binding transcription factor activity, RNA polymerase II-specific. Gene Ontology annotation, biological process: cell differentiation; regulation of transcription by RNA polymerase II. The transcript has 2 exons. The record is from RefSeq and is a predicted model, not a curated record.